This is a messenger RNA of Gasterosteus aculeatus aculeatus (three-spined stickleback), 1656 nucleotides long. RefSeq names its product mitochondrial ribosome-associated GTPase 2 (gene mtg2). Lineage: Eukaryota; Metazoa; Chordata; Actinopteri; Perciformes; Gasterosteidae. The record is from RefSeq and is a predicted model, not a curated record. Gene Ontology annotation, molecular function: magnesium ion binding; GTP binding; GTPase activity. Gene Ontology annotation, cellular component: mitochondrion.
AAAAAUGUAGUGAAAAAUAACCUUGCAUCUGCCUCGACUUAAAAACAAGAAGAGAGGCAUCGUGCGGAGACGGAUGGAGCCGCUCCUCCAGAUCCAUAAUCAUGAUGUUUUUAGACUCCAGCACAGACGGUGGCGGUAGAGGGCCAAAUCGCCCAAGAAAACCCCCGCCGUUAUUAACAAUCGCAUAUUCAAACUGUCCCUCCACGGACUCCGUAGUCGCGGUGCUUGCUGGUCCUCUGCGCUCACCGCGCAGGAAGUAAAUGUAAAUAUGUGUUCGCAGUGAGAUAAAAUAACUCUUUCCUCACCGUUGACUCAGCAACGCCGAAGCAACAGUCGCGAUGUUCGCCUCGUUGUUGAGACUUAAAAGAGCCCGGCUGCUCUGCCCGGAAGUGCUCCUGGGAGCCCCGGAGGCGAGGAGCGCGGGGUCCAGUUCCCUCGGUCCCGGCUGUCCCUGCGGGCCGGCGGCGUGGAGGCGCAGCGUCACCGCGGCCGCGAGGGACGUCGCCACCUGCGCGCCGCUGUGCGCCAAAGUCCGCGCCAGCGCGCACAAGAGAGAUCUGUCCGAGAAGAAGCUGACGCGUCACUUCGUGGACCACCGCCGCGUGAAGCUGCAGGCCGGCUCGGGCGGCAAAGGGGCGUCCAGCUUCCACAGCGAGCCGCGCAAAGAGUGGGGAGGACCCGACGGAGGGGACGGAGGAGACGGAGGGAGCAUCCUCUUCAGAGCGAACAAGUUUGUCAAGUCGUUGGCGCAGCUGCUUCCGGUUUACAGGGGAGAAAACGGUCAGUCGGGGGGCAACAAGAACUGUUACGGCAAGAACGGCGUCCCCACUUGUAUUUCUGUGCCUCUAGGCACCGUUGUGAAGGAACACGGGGAGAUCGUAGUGGACCUCGCCGAACACGGCCAGGAGUACCUGGCCGUGUUCGGCGGUGCCGGUGGGAAGGGGAACCGCUUCUUCCUUUCCAACGAGAACCGCGCCCCCAUGACGGCGACCCCGGGGGCGGCGGGCCAGGAGAGGGUCCUCCAGCUGGAGCUCCGCACCAUGGCCCACGCCGGACUGGUGGGGUUCCCUAAUGCCGGGAAGUCGUCGUUGCUGAGGGCCAUCUCCAACGCUCGGCCCGCUGUGGCGGCUUACCCUUUCACCACGCUCAACCCGCAUGUGGGCAUCGUGAACUACAGGGACCACGAGCAAAUCGCAGUGGCCGACAUCCCGGGCCUCAUUCGAGGGGCCCACCUCAAUCGAGGCCUCGGCAUCUCCUUUCUGCGGCACAUCGAGCGCUGUCCUUUCCUCCUCUACGUCUUGGACCUUUCCGCUCCGGAGCCGUGGACGCAGCUGGAGCACUUGCGUUACGAACUGGACCAGUACGAGCCCGGCCUCUCGCAGCGGCCGCGGGCCAUCGUGGCCAACAAAAUGGACCUACCCGAGGCCCGGGAGAAGGUGGAGACGCUGAAGAGCCUCGUCAGCGAGCGGGUCAUCCCCGUGUCGGCCCUCACGGGACAGAACGUGGAGGAGCUCAUCCUCCACCUCAGGGAGCUUUAUGACGGCUACCUCUGUGGAGAAGGCAAACCCUCCAGGUGGUAGUGGACACGAGCUCCACUCGCUCAACUGAUUUUUAUUGUUUCUAUUUAUUCUGCUCAAUAAAAUACUGAAAACCGGA